CUUCCUUCCCCGAUCACCUGCCGAGCUCGGAAGGCAGCGAUCCCCAGCAGAAAGUUCAGCCAUGCAAGCAGCGCGCGGGCAGCUCGGAGAGUAGCUCAGGGGCUUUUGACUCAGCAAAAAAAAAAUCCCACAAGGGGAGAGGGGGGCUUCCUUGAGCCUGGUUUCUUUGGGCAGAUACGAUCCCCCUCACAGCGGAUCCCAAUGCAACUGUCCGUCUGCCUCCUCCUCUACGUUGUAGUCUGUGCAAACUUUUGCAGCCGUCAGGGCACCACUGCCCAGAGCGGAUCUAUAAAAGCCUUGCGAUCCUCUAAUCUCAGGCGAGAUGAGAGCAAUCACCUCACAGACUUGUACCGAAAAGAAGAAGUCAUCAGUGUCGGAGGAAAUGGCUGCAUCCAUAGUCCCCGCUUCCCGAGUAGCUACCCCAGGAACCUGUUACUGACAUGGAGGCUGCUCUCAACAGAGAAUACAAGGAUACAGCUGGCCUUCGAUAAUCAGUUUGGUCUGGAGGAGCCAGAAAAUGAUAUCUGCAGGUAUGACUUUGUGGAGGUGGAAGAUCUAUCUGAAACCAGCACGGUUAUCCGAGGACGGUGGUGUGGUCACAAGGAAGUUCCUCCAAGAAUAACAUCCAAAACAAACCAAAUAAAGAUAACCUUCAAAUCUGAUGACUACUUCGUGGCUAAACCUGGAUUCAAGAUAUAUUAUUCCCUUGUGACAAUGGGACAACGUAACAAUGGCAGAAGUUGCGCUGGUGGAGGAGGCACAGAGCUGAGUGUUGAUGAUAUGCAGCCUGCAGCAUCAGAAACCAACUGGGAGUCAGUCACAAGCUCUGUCUCAGGGGUAUCCUAUCCCUCUCCAUCAGUGACCGACCCUACCCUCACUGCGGAAGCGCUAGACCAGACCGUCGCUGGAUUUGACACUGUGGAAGAGCUGCUCAAGCACUUGAAUCCAGAAUCGUGGCAGGAAGAUCUUGAAAAUCUGUACACAGACACCGAACAUCAAUAUAGAGGCAGGAGCUACCAUGACAGAAAGUCUAAGGUUGACCUGGACAGAUUGAAUGAUGAUGUGAAACGUUACAGCUGCACUCCAAGGAACUACUCUGUCAAUUUAAGGGAGGAACUGAAGCUGACAAAUGUAGUUUUCUUUCCUCGUUGCUUCCUGGUCCAGCGCUGUGGAGGGAAUUGUGGCUGUGGAACAGUGAAUUGGAGAUCUUGCACGUGCACAGCAGGGAAAACAGUGAAAAAAUAUCACGAGGUGCUGAAAUUCAUCCCUGAGUCAGGCCAUCCUAGGAGGAAGGGCAGACCCAAGAACAACAUGGCCAUAGUGGAUAUUCAACUGGAGCAUCAUGAGCGUUGUGAUUGUCUUUGCAGCUCAAGACCACCUCGAUAAAAACAGAACAAAGCACACAACUUACAGCUCAAAGGACCUUUUAUUUUAAACAGGAGCUGUCAGAGGACAUUCUUCCACUGAUAAGCAAACUUUGCUAAUAGCCUGCAUUGCAAUGAGCAAAAAUGAAUGCUGAGUUUCAGCAUAGCUAUAUCGAUUAGUGCCAUGGCAGCUAAAAAGAUAUAUCGUAGAUUGUGUAUUAGCAUCCAAGAAUGUAGAUUUAGGUUUAGCAAUAUAUUCAGCCAGUUGAGGUUUUCUCAGUUGACUAUAAGAUAUAACAACAUAAUUCCCACUAAAUCGUGUAGCUAAAUCCCUGGAUGGCCGUUCCACUGAGAUAUCUGAGUUAACCUUAUAUAUCUCUAGCUUUAUCUCUAUCUCUGGCUAUGUCUAGACUGCCACUUUUUUUCAGAAAAAGGUACGCAAAUUGCUCACUGUAAUUUGUGUACAGUUUUCUGAUUGGUCUACAUGGGGCCAAAUUUCGGAAAAACUUUCUCUUUCAGAAGAGCCCUUAUUCCUCAUAAAAUGAGGAAUACAGGGCUUCCAAAAGAGCGUGUCUGCUCUUCAACAAAAAAUGUUGGAAGGGUAGACAUGUUCCCUGGAUGUGGCGGAGUUUUUCCGGGAUGCCUCUGGUAUCCCAAAAAAACUUCCUAGUCUAGACAUAACCUCUUUGAUGCAUCCACAUCCAAAUUCUACCCUCACUUAUAACUCCCCAACUCUAUUGAAGUCAGUUGGUUUACACGAGUGCAAAUGAGGACUAAAUUUGAUCCAGUAUUCAUAAAGAAUGGUUAAUCCAGUUUAAUCUAGCUUCGAGGUGGAAAACCUCCUUGCUUCUUGGAAACAUACACACACAUACACAAAUAGAAAACAACAUGCCAUAUACUUAAUGUGAA
Molecule: messenger RNA, 2273 nt
Organism: Pelodiscus sinensis (Chinese soft-shelled turtle)
Lineage: Eukaryota; Metazoa; Chordata; Testudines; Trionychidae
Source: RefSeq, a predicted model, not a curated record